Molecule: messenger RNA, 1223 nt
Organism: Onychomys torridus (southern grasshopper mouse)
Lineage: Eukaryota; Metazoa; Chordata; Mammalia; Rodentia; Cricetidae
Gene: Tfb1m
Product: transcription factor B1, mitochondrial
Exons: 7
Coding region: 68-1108 (346 amino acids)
Biological process (GO): transcription initiation at mitochondrial promoter; rRNA methylation
Cellular component (GO): mitochondrial matrix
Molecular function (GO): rRNA (adenine-N6,N6-)-dimethyltransferase activity; mitochondrial transcription factor activity
Source: RefSeq, a predicted model, not a curated record
CCGCCUUCCCUGCGCGGUGGAAACUUCAAGCCGCGGCGCGAGGCCGGGCUGCGCGCGCGUGGGCCUGAUGGCUUCCUCGGGGAAGCUCGGCACUUUCCGCCUUCCCCCGUUGCCCACCAUUCGCGAGAUCAUUAAGUUGUUCGGACUGCGAGCGGUGAAGCAGCUCUCCCAGAAUUUCCUCUUGGACUUGAGGCUGACAGACAAAAUUGUGAGGAAAGCUGGCAGUCUAGCAGAUGUUUAUGUUUACGAAGUGGGCCCGGGGCCUGGUGGAAUCACAAGGUCCAUUCUCAAUGCCAAUGUUGCUGAACUCGUGGUGGUUGAAAAGGACACUCGAUUUAUUCCAGGAUUACAGAUGCUUUCUGAUGCAGCACCUGGAAAGCUGAGGAUUGUUCAUGGAGAUGUGCUGACAUAUAAGAUAGAAAAGGCCUUUCCAGACAACGUUCGAAGACAGUGGGAAGAUGAUCCUCCAAAUGUACAUAUUAUUGGAAAUCUGCCUUUUAGUGUUUCAACUCCUCUGAUUAUCAAGUGGCUUGAAAACGUUUCUCUUAAAGAUGGACCUUUCGUGUAUGGCAGAACUAAGAUGACGUUAACAUUUCAAAAAGAAGUGGCUGAGAGACUUGUAGCUACUACAGGAAGCCAACAGCGCAGCCGCCUUUCCAUUAUGGCCCAGUACCUCUGCAGUGUUGAACACCUCUUUACAAUUCCCGGAAAAGCCUUUGUUCCCAAACCAGACGUUGAUGUAGGAGUGGUCCACUUUACACCGUUGAUACAGCCCAAGAUCAAGCAGCCAUUCAAGCUGGUAGAGAAAGUUGUUCAGAACGUGUUCCAGUUCCGAAGGAAGUACUGCCACCGAGGGCUGGGAAUGUUAUUCCCUGAAGCUCAACGUCUGGAAAGCACUGGAAGACUGUUAGAGUUGGCCGACGUCGACCCAACUCUCCGGCCUACCCACCUCUCGCUCAUGCAUUUUAAGAGCCUGUGUGAUGUGUACAGAAGAAUGUGUGAGGAAGACCCACAGCUCUUCACUUACAACUUCAGAGAAGAGCUCAAGCGGAAGAGAAGGAAGGGCCAAGAAGAAGAAGAUGGCGGCCCAGGGAGCUGUGAGUCCUGACUGCGGGUCCUCUGCCCAUGUGCUUAUCUUUCCUUCACUCUGCAAAGAUGAACGCCGGUGCACUACACGCCAUUCUUACUUAAGAAAAUAAAUACGGGGCUGGAGAGAUGGCUCA